Molecule: messenger RNA, 1257 nt
Organism: Cylicocyclus nassatus
Lineage: Eukaryota; Metazoa; Nematoda; Chromadorea; Rhabditida; Strongylidae
Source: the annotation of a GenBank genome assembly
AUGACAACGACAGUAAGAGCGUACAAGGGACUUAUGACCAAACGAAGCCAAGUCGCUCUGGCAUGGUUGGAAGAAUCCACACAGCGUCUACAACACCUGAAGGGAAAAAGCACACAAGAAGAACAAGUCAAGGAAUUCACUAUGACUGUGGCGAGGUGUGAGGAAUAUCUGGAACUUCUCGAAGCAUCCUUAACCAAACUCACGGAAGCCUUCGAUAAACUUCAGGAUACCACGGACGAAGAAGAAAAUCAGUUAGACAAGCACGCGGAGAUUGCUCAAGAGACUAUCAUGAAGUUAUACGCACACAAAUCCAAUACCAAGCAGAUGCUACAAGAAAUAACGACGGCAGCUACGCUCCGAACAAGUGGAACCGACCACCAAUGUUCUGCAGCAGAGACAUGGGACCGCUACUGGUCUUUGGGAUCCACCGGUACGGAGGAGUACACUGGUCCACAAAAAACGGAGCUCCAGAAAACAAACGAGAAAGCAUUGGAAAAUUUCAAGGAGUCCAUCGAGAAAAGGGAAGACGGCUAUCACGUACGCCUACCAUGGAAAGAGAACCAUCCCGAACUCCCAGAUAACAAGGCGCUAGCAAUUAAACGUCUUGUAAAGAUCCUGGAGAUAUAUCAAAAGGACCCGAAGACACUACAAGCGUACGACAACAUCUUUAAGGAACAACAAGAGAAGGGAAUAAUAGAAGAAGUAACAUCGAAGUACGUUGAUGAAGGAGAAGUAGUCCACUAUUUACCGCAUCAGGCGGGAAACGACACCAAGCGAACAGUCACACAGCAACUUGCUUCGGUGUAUGAUCCAAUGGGACUUCUGGUGCCUCUAUUACUACCGGCAAAAAUAUUCAUGCAGUCAUUAUGGAAGGAAGGAUUAGACUGGGACACACCGCUUCCAGCGCAAUUGCGUGAUCAAUGGCAUCAAAUAACGUCAGAAAUCUCGACAUUUUACAAGGAGGUGAAUAGACGAAUUCUCAACAAAUCUGAUGGCCACAGACUUGUCGUCUUCACUGAUGCUAGCCAGUGCGCAAUAGCAGCAUGCGCAUAUCUCACCUCUCAAGAAGAAUCCAACAUCAUAAUGGCAAAAUCCAAACUCCCAUCUAUCAAAACUUCAAUGACGAUUCCCAAGUUGGAGAUGAAUGCGCUAACGCUAGGCGUGCGAAUGUCCCACUUUAUCUGCGAAACUCUGGAACCACUUUGUAACAUCAAGGAGGUAAUCCUCUACACAGAUUCGGAUAUCGUGUUAGGAUGA